GAGGGAGAAGACAGCGACGAGAGGGAUGAUGCCGAGGACUCGUGGCGGGCGCUCGCGGCGCUGGUGGAGGACGAGGACGGUGACGAGGAGGGCGAGGAGGACGACUCGGAGGAGUCCGACGACGCGGUCAGGGCCGCGCUCCAAGGGAAGGCGGAGCCUGCCCAGGACGGCGACGAGGAGGCGUCCGACGAGGACGAGGACAGCGAGGAGGAGGAAGUUUCGUCUUUGUUCUCGGACGACGACCUCGAGACUUACGGGGGCUCCGAGCUGGAUCCGCUGGACGUGGAGUGCCAGAGCGACGAGAGCCUCGACGAGGGUCAGUCCGGCGACGAGGUGGCGGUAUCCAAGGGCGGCCUGCUGACAUCCGUGUUUGGUGGUGGCUCGCUGCACUCUCAGGGCCAGUCCUGCGACGAGGUCGCGUUAUCCAAGGGCGGCCUGCUGACAGCCGUGUUUGGUGGUGGCUCGCUGCAUUCUGAGGAGAAGGUGCGCCCAGGGCGCCCGCAGAAGCCGCGGGGUCAGCCGAGCAUCAAGGUGGUCUUCCCCUCGAUGAUCUGGCGGGGGAAGGACUUCCUUGUAGUAAACAAACCCGCCGACUGGAUCUGCUCCGCGAGCGAUGUGGACAAGAAGAAGGGGCGUACUCUGGAUCCGACCCUGAAGGUCAGUGUCAAGGGCUUCAAGGUUCUGGAUGAUCUGCUCCAGUACAAGUUCAGCGAUCGCGAGAAGAAGUGCGCAACCCCGAUUCUUCCAUUGAUGCACGACGGCGACCAGAAGUCCUACCCGAAUCUUUUCGACGAGGAUGGACGAGAACUUCGGGCUCUGCCACCGCCUGGACCGCGAGACGAGCGGUACUGUGCUGGUGGGCCUGACGCGGAUGGCGCGGCAGCAGAUGCGCGAGUGCUUCCACCGGCACUACGUCCGCAAGCUGUGCCCACCACAGGCAUCGUCACGCCGCGGGAGCAGACAGUCGACAGGAACAUAGAGGCGGUCGGCCAGAAGGCAGAGCUCAAGGCGUCUGGGAGGCGUGCCCGAACUCACGUUAAGGUCCUCGCCCACUUCUCGCGGGAGCUCUCGACUGGCGAGUCAGAGGACUACACGCUCUGCACCUGCGAGAUCGCAGAGGGGCGCAUGCACCAGAUCCGCAUCCACAUGUCGGCGGCGCUGGGGGCUCCCAUCGUGUCAGAGUUCUACUAUCAGAGGCCGCGGCAGAUGAUAGAGGAGCUCACCUGGGUUCGGCGCGGAGCGAGGAGGCACCCCUCGCUCGGUGAGGCGGGGGGAUCCCGAGGCGGGGAUUUUCGGUGGAGGGAAGGCUUCUGA
This is a messenger RNA of Prorocentrum cordatum, 1314 nucleotides long. Lineage: Eukaryota; Dinophyceae; Prorocentrales; Prorocentraceae. The record is from the annotation of a GenBank genome assembly.